This is a messenger RNA of Condylura cristata (star-nosed mole), 4213 nucleotides long. RefSeq names its product DnaJ (Hsp40) homolog, subfamily C, member 10 (gene DNAJC10). NCBI's taxonomy places the organism in Eukaryota, Metazoa, Chordata, Mammalia, Eulipotyphla, Talpidae. Bases 347 to 2590 code for a protein of 747 amino acids. Gene Ontology annotation, molecular function: disulfide oxidoreductase activity. The transcript has 23 exons. Gene Ontology annotation, cellular component: endoplasmic reticulum. Gene Ontology annotation, biological process: protein folding in endoplasmic reticulum. The record is from RefSeq and is a predicted model, not a curated record.
UCCGAGGAGCCGAGGCUAGCUGACCGCGCAGUUGUAGCCGCCCGCGCAGCUUGUUCUCCCCCAUCCCGAGGUCGGCGGCAGGCGCGGGGAGAGUGCGUGCUUCCCUGCAGCACGCACAGCUUGCACUCAUCCGGGCGGAGGCCGCCGCCGGCGACGGAGGAUGGGGGAGUAGCUGCAGGCGGCGACCCUGCAACGACGAGAUUAACAUUUUGGGAGACACUUUUGUGACCUUUGAUUCAAUCUUGGAGUAAUGUGGACAGAAGCUGUCAAAGUUGCAUAUUACAUCAGCUGGAACCUGCAACGUGUCUUAAUGUUCUCUUAAAUUAGAAUUUGUAUAAGAAAAAGAAUGGGAGUCUGGUUAAAUAAAAACGACUAUACCAGAGGCUUGAAAAGGGCCAUUCUCUGUUCUGUAAUAGUGUAUUUGGCUGUUUUGGUGGGUACAGAGCAAGAUUUUUACAGUUUACUUGGAGUAUCCAAAACUGCAAGCAGCAGAGAAAUAAGACAAGCUUUCAAAAAAUUGGCAUUGAAACUACACCCUGACAAAAACCCGAAUAAUCCCAAUGCACAUAGUGAUUUUUUAAAAAUAAAUAGAGCAUAUGAAGUGCUCAAAGAUGAAGAUCUGCGGAAAAAGUAUGACAAAUACGGAGAGAAGGGACUUGCAGAUAAUCAAGAAGGAGGCCAGUAUGAAAGCUGGAAUUACUAUCGUUAUGACUUUGGUAUUUAUGAUGAUGAUCCUGAAAUCAUAACAUUGGAUAGAAGAGAAUUUGAUGCUGCUGUUAAUUCUGGAGAACUGUGGUUUGUGAACUUUUAUUCCCCAGGGUGUUCACACUGCCAUGAUUUAGCUCCUACAUGGAGAGACUUUGCUAAAGAAGUAGAUGGAUUACUUCGAAUUGGAGCUGUUAACUGUGGCGAUGAUAGAAUGCUUUGCCGAAUGAAAGGAGUCAACAGUUAUCCCAGCCUGUUCAUUUUUAGAUCUGGAAUGGCUGCAAUAAAAUACCAUGGUGACAGAAAAAAAGAAAGUUUAGUGAGUUUCGCCAUGCAACAUGUUAAAAGUACAGUGACAGAAUUAUGGACAGGAAAUUUUGUUAACUCCAUACAAACUGCUUUCGCUGCUGGUAUUGGCUGGCUGAUCACUUUUUGUUCCAAAGGAGGAGAUUGCUCUACUUUAAACAACAAAGAGAAAAGUGGUAUUCUGUUUCUCAACUCAUUGGAUGCUAAAGAAAUAUAUUUGGAAAUAAUGCAUAAUCUUCCAGAUUUUGAACUGCUUUCAGCAAGCACUCUAGAGGAUCGUUUGGCUCAUCAUCGAUGGCUCCUAUUUUUUCAUUUUGGAAAAAAUGAAAAUUCAGAUAAUCCUGAAUUGAAAAAGCUAAAAACUCUACUUAAAAAUGAACAUAUUCAAAUUGGCAAAUUUGACUGUUCCUCUGCACCGGAAAUCUGUAGUAAUCUCUACAUUUUUCAGCCAUGUCUAGCAGUAUUUAAAGGUCAAGGGACCAGAGAAUAUGAAAUUCAUCAUGGAAAGAAGAUUCUAUAUGAUAUACUUGCUUUUGCCAAAGAAAGUGUUAAUUCUCAUGUUACCACAUUGGGACCUCAGAAUUUUCCUGCCAGUGACAAAGAACCGUGGCUUGUUGAUUUUUUUGCCCCUUGGUGUCCACCAUGUCGAGCUUUAUUGCCAGAGCUACGAAAAGCAUCAAAACAUCUUUAUGGUCAACUUAAAUUUGGCACACUAGAUUGUACAGUUCAUGAGGGACUCUGUAAUAUGUAUAAUAUUCAGGCUUAUCCAACAACAGUUGUAUUCAACCAGUCCAACAUUCAUGAAUAUGAAGGACAUCAUUCUGCUGAACAAAUCUUGGAGUUCAUAGAGGAUCUCAUGAACCCUUCAGUGAUCUCCCUGACACCAACUACUUUCAAUGAAUUAGUUAAACAAAGAAAACAUGAUGAAGUCUGGAUGGUGGAUUUCUAUUCUCCAUGGUGUCAUCCAUGUCAAAUUUUAAUGCCAGAAUGGAAAAGAAUGGCCCGGACAUUAACUGGGCUGAUCAAUGUGGGCAGUAUAGAUUGCCAACAGUAUCAUUCUUUUUGUGCCCAAGAAAACGUUCAGAGAUACCCUGAGAUAAGACUUUUUCCCCAAAAGUCAAAUAAAGCUUACCAGUAUCAUAGUUACAGUGGCUGGAAUAGGGAUGCUUAUUCCCUAAGAAUCUGGGGUUUAGGAUUUUUACCUCAAGCAUCCACAGAUCUAACACCUCAGACUUUCAAUGAAAAAGUUUUACAAGGGAAACAUCAUUGGGUGAUUGACUUCUAUGCUCCUUGGUGUGGACCUUGCCAAAAUUUUGCUCCAGAAUUUGAGCUCUUGGCUAGGAUGAUGAAAGGAAAAGUGAAAGCUGGAAAAGUAGACUGUCAAGCUCAUGCCCAAACAUGCCAAAAAGCCGGCAUUCGAGCCUACCCAACUGUUAGACUGUACCCCCACGAGGGCACAAAGAGAAAUAUUUGGGGAGAGCAAAUAGAUUCCAGAGAUGCAAAGGAGAUUGCAACCAUAAUAUAUGAAAAAUUGGAAAAUCUUCAAAAUCAUGGAAAGAGAAAUAAGGAUGAACUUUAAUGAUGUUGAAGAUAAAGAAAAAAUUGAAAUUCUUAAAAAUGAUUAUCAGAAGACAUCUUCAGAAAACAAAUGUGAACAUUACCUUGGACUUUUUAUUGCACUGUCUGGAGGAUCAUAAAUAUUUUAGGUUGUGUAGACGAUUUACAGUUCUUUAUUGCAUAUUCUUCUUUGGUUUUAUUUUCUUAUGAAACCUAUAAAAAAUUCAAAAACCAUUCUUAGCUCACGGCCAUACACAAAUCGGCCACAAGCUAAAUUGAUUCCAUGGGCUAUAGAUGUCUGAGCCCUGGAAAUGUUCUGGCCAGCAUCUUGGACACAAGCCUGUUUUUGCUGUUUUCUACAGAAAUAUUACAAGUUGUACAAUGUGAACCUUGUCACUUGAAGUUUUUGUGGUUCACCUGGAGAUAAGUUUUCAAUCAGCUGUUCCUUCUAAAAAUGCUCUGAAAGUGAUUCUCUACCCAUAUAUUUCAUUUAAAACAGUUCAGUGUGGCAAAAUAGAUGCCCUGUUUUUCAGAUUGUAGUGAAGAGAUUUUUCAUUUCUUUCCUUCUUAAAGGUUGAAUUGAUUUUAAUUUCUCAAACUGAAGAAAAACAUUUGCAACAGCACAUAAACAGAUUUCAUAGAUUUCUGCAGCAUCCAGAAAUACCUGAGGGAAAGUGUUUAUAACUGUUACUUGCUAGGCAUUGUAGACUAUCUCAAAUACAUCAAGUUAUAUAUUUUUUAAAUGUCUGUUUAUUUUCUGAAUUACUUUUAUAAAAGUUUCUUCUCUGAUAGUUGAUUUUUGAAGUAUCUUUAUAAGUAUUUAUUUUUUGCCUUCUGGACUGUUUUGCUGUAUAUUCUUUACAUUUGCUUUUUUUCCUUCACGGUAAUAGAUUUUCACUCUACCAAUCUCUUCAUUAUUUAAGUAGGAAAAAUAAGGUUGGAAGUCAGUUUCACUAUAGCUUAAAUGUAGUUAUCUAAUUAUUAGUUUACUGUCAGAAGCUUAUUUUGAUAAACACUGGCAUAAUGAAGUUAUUUUUAUAAAAAAAUUCAGUAUAUAAAUCUAAGGUUGGUAACUGAGUCUCAGUUGUUACAAACUCAAUCCAAACUUCCUUACAUUUCUAACAAAAUACAGAGAUUCUAAGUGGUCAAACGAGACAAAUUUUUGAAUACUUAAUUUUUUCUUUUUUAAAAAAACCUAGGAUUAUGUAUAAUAGUGACAAUUUUUCUUAAUGUACUUUACCUCUUCCCGCAUUCCCUCAAAGGUUAUUUCAAAGCUACAGUUUAUGCAAAAAUAUUUUUUCCUACUGCAUCACUCUUUAGCUCUUAAUCUUGGAUUUUACUUUAUACAUGUAAGCCCAUAUGGAACAAUCUCAACUUCUAACUGUAAUUGAAUACCACGUUUUUGAAUUAUGAUCAGUAAAAGUGCCUUUCAUUUGUUAAAUUUUCAGGGCCUUGAGAAUUUUUUAAAUUGGCUUGUUUUCUUCAAAAAUCCCAAGAUGAAAUGACUUAAGUCUUGGUCAAUAAACUGUACCAGUUUUGUGAGUCCUGUUUUGCUAGACACUGAGGAAUGUACAAAAGGAAUUCAAAACAUGGCCCUAAUUUCUAACUAAACCCAGAAACAAGUAUAUUGACACCCACCCUACCA